Molecule: messenger RNA, 1113 nt
Organism: Dracunculus medinensis (Guinea worm)
Lineage: Eukaryota; Metazoa; Nematoda; Chromadorea; Rhabditida; Dracunculidae
Source: the annotation of a GenBank genome assembly
AUGGGAACUACUGAAGAAGCUGCAUCGGCGAUUGAGAUGCUGAAUGGCACAAAAAUUGAUGGAAAAAUCUUAAAUGUUUCUUUCGCUAGACGACAACCCCAACAACGUUUUAAUAAUCCAAGGCGAAACAAUCCACGGAGAAUUUCACCAAAUCGCGACCAUGGUUCUGAUCGUAGAGCUAAAGAGACAUUCGCUCCAGAAAAUUUAGCAGCAAGCGAUAACUUCGACAAUUAUUUGUCUUCUAAGAACGAUGAGCAACCAAAGGAGCAAAUGCCAAAGAGAUCUCAUUUGAAUGACAAUCGAAAUUCGCGAAUUUAUAUUCGUGGAACGAAUCUCGACGUUGAUUCUUUGAGAAGCGCUUUCUUUAAAUUCGGCUUGAUCAACAAAAUUUUUGUUGAAGAAAGCAAAAAUUCUGCUUUUAUUACUUUUUCUGCGAUCGAAGAAGCCGAAGAAGCUAUUAAAGAGAUGGAUAAUGGGCUUAUUAACGACUCUAUUAUCAAAGUUAUGUUUGCUCGAAAGCGAAGUGCAUUUAACGAAGAAAAUGGUAUUUCACAUGAAAGAAGCUCUCACAACAGUUCUGAUGAUAGCAAGCGAAUGCAUACUCGUAUCUCUGAUCCUAGUAUUUCUUUGUACAUUCGUGGAGAGACGCUAACUGAUGGCUUAUUGCGAGAUGAAUUCUCAAAAUUCGGCACAAUUUCACGCAUUAAAAUCGAUGAAAAUAAAAGGACAGCUUUCUUAACUUUUCCCAUUAAAGAUGAUGCGGAAAGUGCUAUGCAAGAGAUGAAUGGAAAGACAGUGAAUGGAGCUCCCUUAUAUGUGGCGCUUGCUCGUCGACAGAGUGAUCGAUCCAAAAAUAACCCAGGAGAAAGCGCAUCUAUUGUUAGAAACUUUGCAGACGAUGAAUGUAAUAAUGAAAGUGUAUGGUCAGAUGUUCAGAAAUCUAUGUCAAGCGAUUUCGAAACACAAGAAACCAUGUCAAUUCAAAAACAUACAUCUGCUGUUCAGGAAGAGUGGACCAUAGCUACGAGAGCCAAACAGGAUGGCGAAAAAGCAAGACAAGGAAAUCAAGAGAGAGAACUCGUUACUUAUGACGAUGAUGAUCCAUUUGCUUGA